Molecule: messenger RNA, 645 nt
Organism: Penicillium lagena
Lineage: Eukaryota; Fungi; Ascomycota; Eurotiomycetes; Eurotiales; Aspergillaceae
Exons: 2
Coding region: 1-645 (214 amino acids)
Source: RefSeq, a predicted model, not a curated record
AUGAGUCCUUUCGGCGACAUGACCAACAAAGGAGGCGAAACCAGAAAAGAGAUUCGUUUAGCAAAGAAGGGCAACAUACAUGAUCUCCAGCAAUAUCGAGCUAAGCGUUUCUACAAGUAUAUUAGGGAACUCAUUCCAUUCCGAGCGAUUGUCCAAGUAGAACAGAAUUUGCGAAAAUGGGUUCAAAAAGAGAUACACUUGACCCAAAAAAACAAAGGUCAAUCCAGCGACGAUCAGAUAUUACAGAAACAGCUUUCUGAAAUAAACGAGCAGUAUUGGCUCAAUGAGCGGGAAUGGUGGAAAUGGCGGGAUUCAUUCACUGAGGGACCUCUCACAAGAGGCUUCGAUCUGUGGCGUUCACACCAAAGGUGGUACCUACAUCGCAGUCUUAUUGAGGAUUGUUCGGCCACUGCACUGUUGAAUGUGGAUGUUGCCAUAAAGCUCGGGGAGGUGAGCUCUCCAAAGAAAGGGAAACAGAUAAUGGAGAAGAUCUUCCCAUUGGAUGGCAACACAAAAAGGGUUAUGCAACUCGAACGAGUUUCUAUAUGGGGGCUACUUGAUGGUAAUAAAGAAAGCCCCUUUGAUCUGAUAGAUGAGCCACCGAUCUAUGAAAAGAGUCAGUUGAAGAGCAGAAAAUCGGACUGA